AAGAAAAAAUCUGUAUAUAUAACAGAGACCAUAGUAAUCCAUUUGGUAUAACUUUUAACUUUUAGUCCAUUAGUCUCGUAGACCUGUUGCUAGAAAAUGGAGAUUAAUGGUAAGAAGAAGUUUCAAAUGAAGAAUGAAAGCGCGAUGGCUUUAUUGACGGUUUUGCUGCUGAUAUUAUAUUUCUGGCGGACGAUGAUUCCCGCCGGAGAAAUGAUCGUAGAGGUGAAGAAGAAGAACGAGGCGAAGCAGAUAAUCGUGCUGGCGGGGCAGAGCAACAUGGCGGGGCGGGGAGGGGUAGUGGCGAGGAUGGUGGAUGGGGAGAGGAUUAGAAUAUGGGACGGGACGGUACCGCCGGAGAGUCACCGGAAUCCGGCGGUUUACCGGUUCAGCCAGCAUUUCGAGUGGGAAUUAGCGCAGGAGCCGCUUCACCAGGGAAUCUACUGCAACAAAACGUGCGGCGUUGGGAUUGGGAUGGCGUUCGCGAAUAGGCUGCUGGAAUUGGACCCGGAUUUCGGGGUGAUCGGACUUGUCCCCUGCGCCGCCGGCGGGACGUCGCUGUUUAACUGGACCAGCGAUACCGUUUAUCCUUACCAGACAUUCUUGUCCCGGACGAGGACGGCGAUCAAGAAAGGCGGAAUCCUCCGGGCUGUUCUUUGGUAUCAAGGCGAAAGCGAUUCCAAGUACUAUGGCUUCGGAAAAAGCUACCGGAAAAACCUCGAGACUUUGUUCCGCAAAAUGCGCAGCGAUUUGCAGUCCCCUACACUCCCUUUGUUUCAGGUGAUAAUUCCGCAUCCAAAACCGCCGUUUAAGGGGCCGUUCAUAGAAGACGUGAGAAAAGCACAGACGGAAAUAGAGUUUCCGAAUGUGAUAAAAGUGGAUGCGGAUGGGCUUCCGAUGGGACCGGACGGGAUUCAUUUGACGACGGAGGGAUAUGUCCGGCUAGGGACCAUGCUGGCGGAAACGGUUUUCAAGAACAAAUCCAUAUUAUUACCCAACAAUAAUAACACUACCGUCUCCUCAAGCAAAAGCAACCACACUUGUGGAUGUCCUUAGUUAGUUAGUUUGAGGUUUACGUUUCAUGGAAACAACAAAUGCUUUCUAGUUUUCCACGAACGCAAAUUGCUGUGGCUAGAUUUGCUUGAAGAAGAAGGAAUCCAAAAACACUAUUGAAUUGUAUCACAGUUUCGUCACGAGUAUU
Molecule: messenger RNA, 1198 nt
Organism: Ipomoea triloba (trilobed morning glory)
Lineage: Eukaryota; Viridiplantae; Streptophyta; Magnoliopsida; Solanales; Convolvulaceae
Product: probable carbohydrate esterase At4g34215
Exons: 2
Coding region: 97-1053 (318 amino acids)
Source: RefSeq, a predicted model, not a curated record